UACCGCAACGUGCUAAGCAAUUCCUACUGUUCAAGAAACAAUAUCUCCGCCUCAAACACUCCUCCAAUCGUCCCAAAUCGCCUCACUCCCAAAACAAUUCGAGCCAAAAGAAACCAGAUGACGGGUUCCGUAUACGACCUAUGUGAACACUUAUUUGAAACCAUCGGCCAGAGCCCUAAGCGAAAAAACACGGCCCAAGCGGAGGCCUGAAAGCCGUAAAUCACGCCGGUCGUCGUUCUCCACUUCGCCGGGAAUAUCGCAGUCGGCCGAAUCGCCCCUACAAUUUUUUAUUUCGCUUCGCGGACCGCAGUACCCUACCGCUCUGUGAGCCUGUGAGGCUGCGCUACGCCAUCCGCCCCUGCCUUCUCACUGACUCUCUGGUCCUCCGAUUUCAGAAGGCAUUGCAGCCACCAUAAAAGAUGGGAAAGAAAGGAUCAAACACAAUUAAACAUGAUCCAAAUGGGAGGAAACAGAACCAUGUUAAUGCCAAGUCGAUGUUGAAACUGGAGCAUAUUAAGAAUCUUGCGGUUUGGGCCAGUGGUGAGACAUCCAUACCUUCUUUAGGCUGCUUUUUUGGCAUGAGUUUAGCUGCUUCCUCCGAGGCCUUGGGAUUGCCUCCUGACCCGUCUUUUGUCCCUUGUCAAAGAUGCGAAUCUGUUCUUCAACCAGGCUACAAUUGUACUAUUCGAGUUGAGAAGAGCAACCCAAAGGCUCGUCACAGGAGCAAGAAAUCCAGAUGCAGCCCACAGAAUCAUGUGGUGUACACUUGCCAUUUUUGUUCACACCGGAACCUAAAGAGAGGAACCCCAAAAGGCCAUAUGAAAGAAAUAUGCCCACAAAAGCCCAAGCCGUUAACACAUAAAAAGUCAUCUGAAUCAAAGACUGUCACUUCAAGUGAUGGCAAUAAUGAGAUUAUGCUAGGCGGGUCUGUUGAAACAGCAGGUGAUCCUUCGACCCCUUCAUCGAUGAGAGUGGACAUCAGUUUAUUGGACUCGAAGAGAAAGAGAAGGAACUGGUCAGGGGGAUUAAAGAAGAAGCCUGUUGGAUCUGAAUGCGCUUCAACCACCAUGACCACUACUACUACAACUACGGAUGGUAGUCAUAAAACCACUAUUGACGCAGGUGGUAGCAAGAGAAAGAGAAAAUCUUGGACUAGUUUGAAGCAAAUUGCUGAAAGUAAUGAACAUGAUGGUCAUAGUAGGAAGUUUUCAAAUGUGGUAGUCCCUUUUUUUGUGUGAGUUAAAAUUAUUUGUUCGUUCUUGUUGUGAAACUUGUGAUUUGAAAGUUUUGUUGUUGCUGUUGUUAGUUAUUUGAUGCAUUGUUUCAUUUAAUUAGUUGUGGUUCUCACAAAUUCAGGUUAAAAUACUAAAAAAGAGAACAAGAAAGAAGGUGAUAUUUCACCGCUGCAGCCUGUAUAAUAUGAGUAGUGAAGUGGUAAUUCGAGAUUUCGACUGGUUCAAUAGGAUUGAGGUUGUGCCAAAUAGGUUCUUAUUAUGCCUAAAAUGUCAAUCAAGC
Cuscuta epithymum is the source of this 1515-nucleotide messenger RNA. NCBI's taxonomy places the organism in Eukaryota, Viridiplantae, Streptophyta, Magnoliopsida, Solanales, Convolvulaceae. The record is from the annotation of a GenBank genome assembly.